This is a messenger RNA of Mizuhopecten yessoensis (Yesso scallop), 3330 nucleotides long. RefSeq names its product sodium-dependent glucose transporter 1A-like. Bases 943 to 2610 code for a protein of 555 amino acids. The record is from RefSeq and is a predicted model, not a curated record. NCBI's taxonomy places the organism in Eukaryota, Metazoa, Mollusca, Bivalvia, Pectinida, Pectinidae. The transcript is spliced from 4 exons.
AGAAAGGUAACGAAUAUAUAUACACAAUUGUAGAUAUCUAUUGAUAAUAGUUGGUUUGGUUUGUUUAUGUGUUACAUCCUAUCAACAGCUAUGGUAAUUUAAUGACGUGCCAGGUUUUAAUGAUAAUAUUAUGCAAUGUGAUGUAACGGAAGAUUACCUUUGAAUGCCCGACGAUAUCUAAAGCGAUGGAUAUGUAAAUAUCGGUAAAGGAUAUUACUUUAACUUUGAUUUAACGUCAUUGUAUAGAUAGCUAGUCGUACAAACGUUAGGCAGACACAUGCUAUGGAAUAAUUUAUGUCGAAAAAAACGGGCAACACCAUUAAAUGCGUGUUGGAAUGUAUAAUCCAGUGUAAUUUCACAUGUACAAUGCAGUUUAUAUUUUCUAAUGCUACCUCAGCUAAACUACACAAUGCUCUGCUUUCAACGGUACAUUGCAAAUAGAAACGAAUAAUCACCAAUAGUCAUGACUCUGAAUAACAAAUAAUAUAAAAUAAUAAAUAUAAAUAGGCAUCAUGUUGGUUAAAACAGUUACAUUAGAUGUAUGAGUAGUUCUCAAUUGAAGACGUGGCCUACGGACAUCCGUCCAACAAUUGUAGCACUAGGCUAAAUAUAGUGAACCUCUAUUUUGACACUUAAAGGAUAGUCAUCCCAGGUGUAUAGUAACAGAAGUCAACGUACGUAUAUAAAAAUAUGAAAUAGUGGAUAUGCUAAGUUGCUAAGGAAUAAGACAGAGACCAUGCGUAGAGAUGGGUGUAUGUGCCACAGCUGGCGAAACGCCUAUCCAACUCGAGGGUACUGAGCGGCCAUGUGACGUACCUACUCGCAGGAUCAGGACGUUGUUUCAGUCAGAGGGCAGGAAAGGCCAAUAACAAAACAAGAGUGUACCCCCUCACACCGUAAACUGGGUUGAAGUAGACGUAAAACCCUUGAAUCAACCUGUCAAUGAUAAGAGAGACCUUGGACAGCCACAUGACACCUGGAUGUCUCGACACGGUCAAUAUCCCAGUUAUGUCAAAAGAAGAAGAAAAUGAAGAAUCUGCUACAUUUUGCAAGGAAAAGCUUCAAAGUGACUCUUUCAACUCAGAGACUGGUGUCAAAGAGGAGGAGAUUGAAUGUAUACUUAAAGGCCCUCCUGAUAAGAGUAUGUCCUUCACAACGAGAAUCCAAUCAGAUUCCAUCUACAAGGAGAAAGCUAUCCUCAGUCUGUGUUUAUGCUGGGCCUUCGUCACAUUGGGAUGGGCGUCUGGUCAGUUUGGCCCAGCCUUCCUUGACCUUCAAAUCAUCACCAGGACAAAUGUAAAGAAAGCAUCUGGCUUCUUGACCAGCAGAGCCGUGGGGUACCUGGCGGGUGGUAUCCUCACUGGGUUGCUGUUUGACCGAAUCAGCAAACUUCUCAUCGUGGCACUAUUUCAGUUUGCCGGUGUAGUGAUAUCAGCCGUUCUACCCUGGUGUUUCUGGUUCGAGAUGAUGAUAGCGGUGCAGUUCUGGGCUGGUUGUUACUGCGGGGGAAUCGGUGCCAGCGGAAAUGCUCUCCUGAUGUAUAUUUGGGGGCGGGAAGGUCGGUCAUAUGUACAGGCCUUACACUUCGCCUUCGCUAUUGGUGGUAUCACGUCUCCAUUGGUGACGUCUCCUUUUCUACAGGAGACACAUGAGGAUACCAACGACAUAGGAAUCACUGUUACAGGAAAUGUCUCUUCGGACAUAUAUAGUGACUGCAGUUCCAACAUGUCUCAACGCACACACAAUACUUGCAUCAAUUCCAAUACUUUUUCUAAUGAAACAACUGCGUCCGGGUAUGACAUCGGCGACUCUAGACUAUAUGUGGCAUAUUGUGUAACAGCAGCAAUGCACAUAUCUUGUGUCGUACCUCUGUUUAUCCUAUAUGUAAGAGCGAAACGUCAAAAGAACACCUCAACACAGAAAAUAACACAGGACAUUCAACGAAUUUCUAGGGAGAUCACGUUUGGUUUUAAAAUUCUUGUCCUGCUUAGCCUGAGCUUUUUCGUGGCAAUUUACUGUGCCAUGGAGGAUACAUUCACGGCCUAUCUGACAGCGUUCUGCGUUACACAACUUACCUGGUCAAAGGUGCAAGGCUCCUACGUCACGUCGCUGUAUUGGGCAGUCUUCGGGUUUGCUCGCUUCUUGGGAAUUUGGGUUAUACAAUUCAUCAGCCCGACAACAAUCAUUUGCGGUUUAACCAUAUUCUUGUGUGUUGGUUUAGGGGCGCUGUCAGUUUCAGCAAGCUUAAUGGUAAACGAAGGUAUAUGGGUAUGCACAGUUUGCACAGGUGCAUCCAUGUCUCUAAUCUACCCAUGUGUGAUUAUAUGGACAGAGGAGAAACUACUUCCUGUUUCCGGCAAAAUCGUAGCUCUCUUUAUGAUAGCAGCGUCAAGCGGAACUAUGACCAACCCCAUCAUAUUAGGGUAUCUGAUGGAGACAUUCACACCAAUGUGGUUUACAUACCUCCUGUUUGGGGAGAGCGUGGUGUUGAUGAUUCUGUUUCUCGUCCUGUUACUAAUAGCACGGGUAUCAGAAACUAAAUUUGGUACCGGUAAUUCGCAUGAUUCUGUUACAGUAAAUAUAGGCCUAACAUCAAAAGAGCAUGUUUAAUGAGGAAUUAAAAAAAAACAAAAAAACUUUAUAUAUUUUACAACAAUUAUGAAACAAAUUGUGUUAACUUAUAUUAAUCACUCUGGUUGGCCCGGAUGCUAGAGCGCGGGAGCUCUUAGUUUGGUAGGAAACCAGAGUACCCGGAGAAAACCCACGUGGUCGGGCAGGUGACCCCAUACCUUUUCACGUCCGAUCGGGGAAUCGAGCCCCGGCCGCCUUGGUGAAAGACAAGUGCGCUAUCCACUACACCACCCGACCACCCUCAAUCCAGUACAUGAUAAACCACUUAGGGAUCCCUAUCCCGCCGCAGGCAAGACACCAGAGAAUUCCCCUGCAAGGAUUCAUACAUUCAUCUACAUUUGAUAUAAUAAAACUGUAAUGAAACUGAACCAGGAAGCUGCUGUUGACAAUGAAGCUCAGUUGUGUAGAGCGAGAGUAAAAGGAUAAGAGGUCCAGCAGUUUGUUUUUUAUUUUAUUAUUUUUACAUCAACGUUCCACAAGGUAUAUAUUUAUUUUGGUAAAGAUUGGUAUUGUCAAAUCGGUAAAAUGUUUCCAGAUUAUUGUCAUAGUUUUUGGCUUGGGUCCUUAAUACAGAUAACAAUUUAAACUUCCGAAAAGAAAACCAUUGCACACAGCUUAUUUAAUUUCUAAUCUCCUAUUUAAUGGGCUGUUAAAUUCAUAAAGUAGUGCGGUGUUUAUAAUAAAUAUGUAUAAAUAUUG